AAAAACAUUUAAAUGGCAACCAAAACCUUCCGCAAAGAGGAGAUCCGACGUGCUGUCUACGGCACUUGCUUGGUGGAUGCGCCCGUGGGCGGGUGCAGCGUGGAGGCCGCGCCCAUCCGGGUGACAGUCAGCGUCCGCCGGCGCCGCGGGUGCUGGGGGAGGCUGGCCUGAGCCUGGAGGGAGGCGGCCGCGUUUUCCUUCGUCGACAGGCCGCGGGCCCCCUUCUUAUCCAACGCCUUCCUGGACCUGGAGCACGUCUUCCGGUACAGCAGCGAGGCGGACGCGGACGCAGCGCAAGUUAAGAUCUGUCUGACGCUCCUUAGCGGCCAGACGCGCGUGGCCAAAGUGGGCCUGGAAGACUUCCUGGGCCAGCUGAUGCAGAGCGGCCGCCCAGAGUGCUUCACCCUGUAUGUCUACGAGGGGAAGGUCGCCCUGCUGCAGACCCGCCAGCCAUCUCCGGAGGUUCUGACGGAGUGGCUGUUUGACGGGAAGGGAAAUGACGCCCACAAAGGGUCAUCUUACAAGGACCGUGCCUGCUAUGACCCCGAGGUCACUGUGAUAGACAAGUGCCAAGAAAAGAUGGACCCCAGCGACUCAGAUGUGAGUGCAUGGGAAACUCCCGAAGAAGACUCAGAUGUGAGUGCAUGGGAAACCCCCGAAGAAGACUCAGAUGUGAGUGCAUGGGAAACCCCCGAAGAAGACUCAGAUGUGAGUGCAUGGGAAACCCCCGAAGAAGACUCAGAUGUGAGUGCAUGGGAAACCCCCGAAGAAGACUCAGAUGAGAGUAAAGAUAACUCAGGCGAGGAGAGUGGACUUGACACUGCUGAAGACACAGAUAGGGAAAGUGGAUGGGAGUCUGACGAUGAAGACUCAGAGGAGAGGGUGGCUGACGAGGACACGGAGGAGAGUGGAGGGGAGGCUGAUGACAGCACAGAAGAGGAGACUAGAUGGGAGUCUGAGGACGAAGACUCCGAAGAGGAGAGUGAACGGGAGACUCCCGGAGACUCGGAUGAGAGUGGAUGGGAGACUCUUGAAGAAGACGCAGAGGAGGAGGCUGGGCGGGGCAAUGCUGAAGGCACAGAGGAGCGUGGCGGCGGCCGCAGCUUCCAGGCGAGGCGGUGGGCGGCGUGGCGGCACAACCGCCUCGCCCUGCUCCUGGCCGCCGGUGCGGUCUUGGUCUCGUGGGUGCCACUCGUUGACCCUGACGAGUGGCGGUGGGGCGGCGGCGGCGGGGGGCCCCAAGACUGUGUUACUGUUGCAUUUCUCAUUCUUAUUUACAACUCUUAUCUAUUAUCCUACCGUCAUUCCCUGCAGCACCUUCUCCCCGCGCUGAGCUCAGGUGACGCGGACAGGUCAGCUAUACAUUAG
This is a messenger RNA of Eriocheir sinensis (Chinese mitten crab), 1368 nucleotides long. Its product is annotated as RNA polymerase-associated protein LEO1-like. The transcript has 3 exons. Bases 376 to 1368 code for a protein of 330 amino acids. The record is from RefSeq and is a predicted model, not a curated record. NCBI's taxonomy places the organism in Eukaryota, Metazoa, Arthropoda, Malacostraca, Decapoda, Varunidae.